CUCCUCGCAGCCCAGCCGCUGUCAUUCAGGCGCGCACGUUGGCACCGAAAAGAUUGAAAGUGACACUCGACUUGAUUGUUCCGCGCCGGGGAAACCGUUCAUUCUUCUAUCACGGCAACACUUUUGCGUUUGAUAUCGGUGAGCGACGACGACUUUCCUCCCCUUUCCCCCCACUCCCAUGCAACAUUGUCUUCUUUACAUUUCAUUGUGUGCGCUUUCAUACUGCCGCGGAUGAAGCCAGCACGGCGCCGUUCCGUUGCGCGCUGAACUAAUGAACAUAUAACGCGCGAAAAUAGACUCCAAUGUGCCGACGAAGUUUGGGUUUUCAGUUUCGCAUGAGCCCUGUGAACUUGCCGUAACAAGCCACGACCAAGAGGAGUCCUGCUUGUUGUGAGAAACUCUCUCUCUCUCUCUCUCUCUCUCUCUCUCUCUCUCUCUCUCUCUCUCUCUCUCUCUCUCUCUCUCUCUCUCUCUCUCUCUCUCUCUCUCUCUCUCUCUCUCUCUCUCUCUCUCUCUCUCUCUCUCUCUCUCUUCCUCCCUCGCUCCCCCUCUCCCCUUCUCUCUUUCUCUCUCUCUUCCUCUCUCUUACACACACUCACACACAUCACCGCGAGGCAUUCUUCGUCCAUCUCCUGUGUCAGUUCAUCUCUCCGUGCUGUCGGGUGCUCGCCGCUGGGGAAGCCACGCCGAAGUUAGCGAGUCCAACCUCCGGUCCGAAUACCGAGCCCCGGCCCCCCUGUGCCGCACAGGACCCCGAGCCCCGAGCCCUGACCCCCUGUACCACACAGGACCCCGAUCAGCCUAGCCCUGGAUUCAAUACUCUUGAUCAAUGGACAGAGCCUCCUCGACGGCCAGCAGCGCUACAGACACCUCGUAAACAACUCGUUCGCCCUGAGCGGAGCUCCUCUGGGUGGCUGGCGGGGGAUGGAGCGUGGAGGGGAGAGCCCUGCAGGGCUCAUGCAGGGCAGUCCUGAGAGGAGGGGGUGCAGCCCCGACCUCGCCAGCCUCCCUCCCCCGAUGAAGAAGGGUCGUCUGGAGCUCAAUGGGAGCCCAACAGGGCCCCGGCCGCGCCACAACGGCUCCCUCCAGAGGCCCCUGGGAGGGCUGAUGAUCCCGGUGUUCUGCGUGGUGGAGCAGGCGGACGGAGGCAGCAUACCUGUGGAGGUUGAGGGCCGGGAGGAGCACGCAGAGUUUGUCCUCAUCAGGAAGGACAUCCUCUUCUCCCAGCUGGUGGAGACGGCCCUUUUAGCCCUGGGCUACUCUCACAGCUCUGCUGCCCAAGCCCACGGGAUCAUCAAGGUGGGCCGGUGGAACCCCCUGCCCGUUCACUUCCUGACGGACGCCCCCGACGCCACGGUGGCUGACAUGCUGAUGGAGGUCUAUCACAUGGUCACACUGCGCAUCCAGCUGCAGAGCUAUGCCAAGCUGGAGGACCUGCCGUGUGAGCAGUGGAACCACGCCACGGUCAGGAACGCCCUCAAAGAGCUGCUGAAGGAGAUGAACCAGAGCACCCUGGCCAAGGAGUGCCCCCUGUCACAGAGUAUGAUAUCCUCCAUCGUUAACAGCUCCUACUAUGCCAACGUUUCAACGGCUAAGUGCCAGGAGUUUGGCCGCUGGUAUAAGAAGUACAAGAAAAUCAAAGGAGACUACCUGGAGAAGAUGUGGUCUGGAAGAGAAGCUGCUGAUAUCAAAAUAGAGAGAGACAGCCUGGCAGACUUCUGCGUGCUCGGCCAGAGACCCCCGCCCCACCUGGCCGGCCUGAGCCAGCUCGGCCACCUGGGGGCGGUCAGCCCCCACCUCAAAGGCGGCGACCCCCAGGCGCCCUCUCAGCCGCCGCACCAGCCCCCGCCUCCCCCCCAGCCCUCGCCCCACGGCGGCCACCACCACAGCCCCCCGCUGCGCUCAGGACAGGGACCCCCGCCGCCGCCGCCCCCGCCCCCGCCGCCGCCCGGCUCCAUGCAGCCCCUGCUGGGGCCCGGCGGGCUGCUGUCCCCCCAGCUCACGCCCCAGAUGAUGAGGCAGCAGCUGGCUAUGGCUCACCUCCUCAACCAGCAGCUGGUGGUGAGCCGGCUGCUGGGCCACCAGCACCCGCAGGCCCUCAACCAGCAGUUCCUCAACCACCCGCCCAUCCCCCAACGCUCCAUCAAGGCCGGCGGCGGCAUCGGCGGCAUCGGCGGCAUCGGCGGCGACCACCUGGGGGGCAACCCCUGCGCCGCGGAGGUCUCCACUGACAUCUAUCAGCAGGUCAGGGAUGAGCUCAAGAGAGCCAGCGUCUCCCAGGCCGUGUUUGCCCGCGUGGCUUUCAACCGCACACAGGGCUUGCUAUCGGAGAUCCUGCGCAAGGAGGAGGACCCGCGCACGGCCUCUCAGUCGCUGCUGGUCAACCUCAAGGCAAUGCAGAGCUUCCUCAACUUGCCCGAGGGCGAGCGAGACCGCAUCUACCAGGAAGAGAGAGAGCGGAGCAUGAACCCCCCCGUGGGUCUGCCCGCCUCCAACUCCUCCAGCCCCGGGGGUCCGCGGCUCUCCCAGAAGGUCUGGGAGCGGAGUCUGGACGAGCAGCUCACCCCAGACGCCUGGGCCUCCAUCUGGAAGAACAAGACUAAGAUCACAAACUCCCAGCCCAAGCCGCUGGGCCCGGCCCCUGAACCGAUGGUGAAGCUGGAGUCCCUGGUCAACAUCACGUCAGGCAUCUACGAUGAGAUCCAGCAGGAGAUGAAGAGAGCCAAGGUGUCUCAGGCGCUGUUUGCCAAGGUGGCCGCCAACAAGAGCCAGGGCUGGCUGUGCGAGCUGCUCCGGUGGAAGGAGAACCCGAGCCCGGAGAACCGCACCCUGUGGGAGAACCUCUGCACCAUCCGGCGGUUCCUGGCGCUGGCGCAGAACGACCGGGACCUGGUGUACGAGGAGGAGUCCCGCCACCACCACGCAGAGAGGCUGCACACCGUGCUGCACCUGCCCCAGGACCCCCAGAUGUUCUACCUUUCCCGGCAGGCCCUCCACCACCGGCCGCAACCCACCCCCAUAAAGGAGCAGCACCGCUCCCCCAUGCGUGAAGAGCCUUUACCCCCCCAGGGGAACGACGAGGGGCAGCAGAACGCAGGAGCGGGAAAUUCAGGCGGAUGUACACCAGGGAGUGGACCCGGCGCCGGAUGCACCAAGAAGCCACGUUCGCGCACCAAGAUCUCUCUGGAGGCGCUGGCCAUCCUGCAGAGCUUCAUCCAGGACGUGGGGCUGUACCCGGACCAGGAGGCCAUCCACACCCUGUCGGCCCAGCUGGACCUGCCCAAGCACACCAUCAUCAAGUUCUUCCAGAACCAGCGCUACCACGUCAAGCACCACGGCCGUCUGAAGGAGCUGGGCGAGAGCGCGGCGGCCAGCGGCGGGGUGGACGUCAGCGAGUACCGGGACGAGGAGCUGCUCUCGGGCUCCGAGGACCCCGAGUCCAGCGAGGACGGGGCGGAGGAGAUGUACCCCUCUGCGGAGGGCGGUGGCGGCGGUGGCCAGACGACGGCGCCCAGCAGCCAGACCUCCUCAGGGAACGGCAUGGCCCACGACGAGGGCAAGGACAAGGGAGCCGGUCGGGCAGGAGGGGCGCUGAGGUCCCCCUGGGAGCUCUUCGUCCAGUCCAAGAGAUCUGGCUGACCACCAGAGGUAGAGACCGACACGCAGAACACAGGAAGACCAAGAGAAAGAGGAUGAUGGAAGGAAGUGGGAAGGAACGGAUGGGGCCACGAUAACGAAUCCACAAAGUAACGAGUUAGGAGAUGACUUAGGCCGGACAUGGCUUUAUGCAGUUGGCAUAGGUUGACAUCAGAGAAAACGCGGCUUGUAAAUUACCGGCUGUACAUAGUAACAGUCUCGGAGAGAAAUUUGUGAAAUUGUAAGUUGCAGAACCGUGUCUUCAAAUAGACAGUUACCUCUGUGAAAAAAAGUAGGUGUACAAUCUGCUGUGAUGCAGACGUUGAUGUGUAACUGUGAAAGACAGUUCCCCCUGUACAGCAUUUCAAUUACUCAUCCGCAACUUUUGAGGUAGCAGAACUGCUGCUGCAAGAAACACCUCAAACCCACAGACAUUGAUGCACAACACAACUUGUGCAACUCCAGAACACUAAGCCUGGCAUCAUUUUACCCCGAGCCAAGAGCUCCCUUUAAAAGGUCAGGCCUCUUGCAUCCUCUGUCCCAAAAAUCACAAAUUCCCCUUCUUAUCUGCGAUGUCUCUAGCACAGCCACGCUUACGCAUGUGGCCAAAAUCGGACAUUUGUUGAAUGGACUCUGGGGGCAGAUUCCUCAGACAGAAAGCCAUGGGUAUCUGAGGAGCUGAAUAGGCCAACGUGAAGGCUUCUGUCCCUCUGUAAACCGAAUAUAUUGUGAAAGGAAGAAGAACUCUAUUGAUUGCCCCCCCCCCCCCCCCCCGCCCCGCCCCAACCCCAUACACCCAUUCCAACACACACUCCAAACGAUCGCCCGAAGCACUUACGCAUCCUACGACAGGCUCUUGACGUCUAUUGGUGCCAUGGACUCCCAUUUGACCCUUCCAACACCUCCUGCUCUCCAAUUGGCCCCAUUGUCCAGGCUCCCAAAGACUGUGAAUACAAAAUAGAAAGUGAACAUAGUAGAGGCACCGAAAGACGGACAGGGAGCCAGGAGAAGGACGUUGGGAACACUUAUUGGAACUGUGGGCUGUUUUUGGCACCCAGAGAGCUGGGCUAACAUCAGGAAUCACUGAUGUUUAAAAAUAAUCCCCUAACCCCUAAUAAUUCCAAACCCUAACCUCCCACACCAAGGAUUGUCUGGAACUGGAGGACGGUUUUGGCCCUUCCUGGCAACCCCGCCAGCCCCCGGCAUAUGUGGCGAGAGAGAGAAGAAAAUUUUGAGCGAGAGAGGAGGGGACGGGAGAUUUUCAGCAACCAAACAAUCAGUCACUUUAUGUGCGGUAGCCCCACCCCCCGAAUCUCCGCCCUCCUUUGCCCUAAUUGGUGCCCACAGUCUCGUGCUUCACCGCACCUACUCGCACUUAGACGCCAACCAACCCUAUUUAUUGCUAUCUUUAUCCACCGUGAUUAUUAUUAUUAUUAUUAUCAUUAUUGUUAUUAUUAUAUUUGUUGUUAUGGUCAUGCCAGUCACCAUGUGUAGUUUCUGUUUUGUUUUUUUAUAUUUCCAUGGUUGGCGACGUUUGGCUCGCAAAGACGCUGUGGGAAAAAAAGACAUAUAAGCAGACUCCUUGAAAAAAAAAAGACAUAUAAAAAAAAAAAAGGGAUAAAGAAAAUGGAGUAGAAGCAGUUACUGUGUUUUCUUAGUAAAAGACCUCUGGUGUCACAUAAAACGUAUUUUUUUCUUGAUCCUGUUCCCCAAAGAGUAUAGAAAGGACCUUGACCAGAACAGGUUCCAACUGAGUAUAAUACAAAAUACUGUAUUAGCGAUUAAACUGUGCUAUUUUCUCUGUUUGUUUGUUUGUUGCUGCAGACAAUGACAAUCGACUUUUUUGAGCCUUUUAAGAAAAACGGCAGACUUCACUAUAUUCCUCCACUUUGAGUGUAUGUCAAAACAAAGUACCAGACGUUGGUCUAACGUGUCCGUGAUAUUCUUUUAUGUUUGAGUUUCCUCUUUCUGUCUGAGUGACUACGAGUGUUUUGGAUAGACCAGGUUAAUACACACAGUAAAUACACAGAGUAUUUAAAAAAAACAAUCCAAACCUUUUUAUUUUGUUUCCCGUGUCUGGUGCAAAUUGUGUACAAAAUGUGUUUAAAUCUGUAUCUUAAAAUGGAAAGUAGUAAACUAUGUUGAGGUUCUUUCUGUUUGACCUUCUCUACCGGCUGCUAUGGUAGGCCUACAGCAAUGCAGAUGACCUGUCUUGUGAUUCCAAUCAUUAUUCCAAUCACUUUGUUAGGUUUUCUUCUCUGUAUGGCAGGAAUCAGGGUUUUUGUCAGUCUUAGUUCAUUCAAUGUUGAAGUGAAUAAAAAAAUGUAUGAAAACA
Messenger RNA from Gadus morhua (Atlantic cod), 5971 nucleotides. RefSeq names its product SATB homeobox 2 (gene satb2). The coding region runs from base 925 to 3639 and encodes 904 amino acids. Gene Ontology annotation, biological process: regulation of transcription by RNA polymerase II; chromatin remodeling. Gene Ontology annotation, molecular function: DNA-binding transcription factor activity, RNA polymerase II-specific; RNA polymerase II cis-regulatory region sequence-specific DNA binding. NCBI's taxonomy places the organism in Eukaryota, Metazoa, Chordata, Actinopteri, Gadiformes, Gadidae. The transcript is spliced from 14 exons. The record is from RefSeq and is a predicted model, not a curated record.